Molecule: messenger RNA, 666 nt
Organism: Papilio polytes (common Mormon)
Lineage: Eukaryota; Metazoa; Arthropoda; Insecta; Lepidoptera; Papilionidae
Product: B-box type zinc finger protein ncl-1-like
Exons: 1
Biological process (GO): positive regulation of DNA-templated transcription
Cellular component (GO): chromatin; nucleoplasm
Molecular function (GO): ubiquitin-protein transferase activity
Source: RefSeq, a predicted model, not a curated record
UUAGCCGACGCUGGACCUAAGCAAUUGGAGCAAAUGCAGCAAUCUAUCAAUGAAGCGAAAACGCGCGCCACUGAGAUAAGGCACGUGGUAAAAACAGUAGAACAUGCCGCCGGGAAACUUCAAGUUCAGUACCAUAAAGCUCAAAAUGAAAUUAACGAUACCUUCCAAUUCUACCGUUCUAUGCUUGAAGAGCGGAAGCAAGAGUUGUUAAAAGAACUCGAAAGUGUAUUCUCGACAAAACAAAUAGCACUGACCGUUGUAGGACAAAAGGCUCAGGAGACGGUUGACAAAAUUUACCAAACGUGUGACUUUGUGGAGCGACUGACGAAAUGCGCUAACAUCGCUGAAAUAUUGAUGUUCAAAAAAUUAUUAGAUAGUAAACUACAAACGCUAAUGAGUACAAACCCGGAACAAAGCGUACAAACAGCAUGUGAGCUCGAAUUCGUCUCAAACUAUCAGGCCAUUCAAGUUGGAGUACGAAACACUUUCGGAUAUGUGCGCUCCAGCUCAGAAGCAAACAUUGGUCCAUCUAAACAGCCACCGAUUGCGCGCCCAACGAAUGGCUCUUUGUUAAAUGGUGGUUCAUCUUCUAGCAGCAGCAGCGUGAAUGGAAGUUCUGGAAGUUUGAAUGGAGGAAUCCAUCUACCAACAGGACUGAAUGGCGUU